AUGACGGUGUGUCUGGCAGAUUUAAAACGUUUUCGGUGGGACGAUAUGCAAUUAUACUGUGGUAGCAUUAUUGAUGAUAUUAUGCAAACCAUUUGCCCCAUUCCGUCGUUCGAUGCAGGUAUCAUUACUGUUAUUAUUUAGUACUUAUUUUUUAUGGUAAUGUUUAUUUAUUGAUAAUUAAUAAUAAAUAUAAAUAAAUAAUUUAUUGAUAAUAAUGAUGAUGUCUCAAAUUACUCCAAUGUAAUUUUUUAUCAAACUUGUAUUGACUAUACUUUUAUUGAUCAUUUUUAUGUUAGUUAUGUCAACAAAAAUGAUAUUCGUCCUUAUACUUUAAAAUGUAGUAUAACUAACCAUUUUAAUACUAUUGUUUGUAUACAUGGUAGUGAUAGUUUAAAUAAUUGGCAUUCUAUUAAUAUGAAUUAUUAUUACAAUCUGGAUUCUGUGCAUAUAAACUUUAACAAAAUAAUCCACUCAAUCAGUACUAUAAACUAGGAGUCUGAUUUUCUAAUUUUGAUCCGAAUAUUACUUAAGAUAAAUUACUUAAAAUUAUAAAAAAAAUUAUUCAUUUAAAUUCAUUAGUUCACAAUAACUUUAAGGGAAGAAGUAAACUUAACAUAUUUAAACCAUGGAUCACUAAAUGUUUAAUAACUUCUAUUAGAUUUAGGGAAAAAGCUUUUUAUAAAAAAUAUUAAACAAUCUUUUAAUACUAUCUUAAACAAUAUACAAAUAUUUUAAGCAGGCAGUCUAUUACAUCUUCAUUAUUCAAUUUUUUAUAUUUUUAUUAUUGUAUGGAUUUCUAUUACCUAUACUAUAAUCAUGACUUAUCCAGAUAAAAAUGUCUCAAAAGAAAUUUAUUCUGUUACUUCAAAAGAAAUAAAUUAUGUAUCUAAAUUUAAAUUUAAAAUUAAGUAAGUAUGCAUUUUUAUCUUAAACAUCAACAUUAUUAACAAACAUUUUGAUGAGUUAUUUGCUUAUUUAAGCAGCAAUAGAGAAUCUUUUAAUGUAAUUAUUUUAAUGGAAACAUGGUACCUAACCAAUUUCAACUUAAUCUUAAAUGGUUUUAUUAAAAUUAAUUCAAUUGAAACUUUUUAUAAAAAUGAUGGAAUCACAAUAUUUAUUGAAAAAUAUUUUGAAAUCUUUAUUUUAUACUGUAAUUCAAUUGAGUUACAAUUAGAAAUUAAUUCAGUAAAAUUGUCUAUAAUAGGUAUUUAUAGGUCCCCAAAUAAUGCAUAGAUUUAUUUUAAACUAGGUUAAAAAUACUAUUUUGAACAAAACCUAAUUACUAAAAAUGUUAAAUCAUUAGACAAUACUAGAGUAUCAAAUAAUUAUCUAGAUAUAAUGGCCAGUUACAAUAUGGUUUCUUACAUAAAUAACUACAUGACAUCUUUUAAUAACACUAAUUAUUGCUUGGAUCACAUUUUCUAUAAAAAUAAUAAUUUCAAUGUUAUUGAAUCAUAUGGAGAAAAAAAAAUUUAAUGUAACUAUUAUAUUCCUAUUUCUUUAUCUCUAUCACUUUCUAAACCAUUAGAAAAAUGUCUUAGGAAUAGAAUAGUUAGGUUUUUUGGAAAAAAAAAUUGUUUUUUCUCCCAAUCAGUUUGGUUUUACUUCCAGCAAGUCUACUAAGAAUUGCACAAUUCAUAGUGAAUCAUUUCGUUUUAAUUUAAUGUUAAAAAAUUUAGUGAUAAAUAAUGUUAAAUCAUGAUUUGAGAAUAAUAUAAUGCAGUUAAAUUUGAGUAAAACUAAAUAUAUUUGAUUUAAAAUACAAAAUAAUAGAUUUAAUAUUACUGAUUAUAAAUUAUAUGGGCAUUCUUCAACUUCAAAUAUUAAAAACUAUAGCUCAAAUUAUUUUGUUUAUAUAAGGUAAAUAACUAGGGUUAUAUUUAUGACAAUAAACACAAUUGGAAUAUUCAUAUCAAGAACUCAAUCAAAUGUAUAAAAAGUGCUUACUACUUCUUUUUCAAAUAUAUCUUUGUCCUUGGUCUUAUAGUUAUACUACAAGACAUAAUAAAAAUAUAAAUCUAAUACAAUGUAAAUGUAAUACCAAUUUCAGAAAUCUAAAUCCAUAAAUUGUAAAAAUUGAUAUUUAUUUUCAACUAGGCAAUAGUGCAACUAUGGGGGGGGGGGUGCCUCCCCGAAAUGUGUUUGUGAGUUUUUUUUAUGACUUUUACGCAGUUGUGUAAUUUUCAUACCUAUUUGAAACGUAAUGUUGUACCAUCGUGGAUGAAUAAGUGAUAAAAAUGAUCAUAAAAAUCAUUUUCUACAAAUAGGAGGCUAAAAACGUAUUCAAGAAACACUACAGGACAGUCGAAACUUAAAAGAAUGUCCACAUUAAACAUACCUACAGAUAUUGAACUUAAACCAGAUUCAGUGCUUAGUGUUGAGGCUCAAAGAAUUAAUCUUAGACUGAAAAUUAUUUCUAUUAUUAUAUAAGGCCAUUUAAACCUUCGGGAUGUUUUUUGGUAAUAUUUUAUAAAAAAAACUACAAAUUAUCAAUUUUGAAUAAUUUUUAGUUUAUUUUGAAAAUUUGUUCUGAUUACUUUCUAAAAAUAAUAUCGCUUAAAUGGUCGCCUUCAGAGCGAAUGGCAUAAUGUGCUCGUUUUUCGGCAUUUCCCAUCAUAUUUCGAAGUGUUUAAGGUUGAAUAGGGCUCUAAAUAAACAAAAUAGUUGGUUGUACGCCAAUGAAAACCCUCAAUUAAUCCACGAACAACCUCUUAACAACGCGUGAAUUUUUGAGCCGAAAUGUUUGCGAAAAGAAUCAUUAGACCGUUCUUUUUCGAAGGAGCAGCCGUAUCCAUCAAUGGAGAGCAUAAUCAAGCUACAAUAACGAAUAUUUUCAUUUCAUUUCUGACUGAUAACGGUAUGAUAACUAUUGGUUUCUACAAGACGGCACCACAGCUCAUAUAGCUCGAAAUAAAGCGAUAGUGGCUUUAUUUCGUCUUUUGUUCCUCGGACGUUUAGUUUUAAAAAAUGGUAAUUUCAACUGGCCUCUGCGUUCACCUUACUUAACCCCUCCAAACUUCCCACUUUCCUGUGAGGUUAUUUAAAAUCUUGAUUUUACGUUAGGAAGCCAUGGAUCCUAGAAGCGUUGAAAGAUAAUAUAUGACAAAAAAUGGCCAUUAUUCAGCCUGAAACACUUCGAAAAAAGAUUUGAAUUGCCGAAAAUUGAACUCAUUACGCCAUUCGUUCUGGUGACGAGAGUUUACGUGAUAUUAUUUUCAAUAAUUAAUAACUAUUCAAUCGGAAACACGUCGAAAAGUGAUGGGAAAUGUCAAAAACUAGCUCAUUACACCAUUCACUCUGAAGACGACUAUAUAAGCGAUUUUAUUUUUAAAAAGUUAUCAAAACAAAUUUCCAUGUCUAAAAUAAACGAAAAAGACUCAAAAUUAAUAAUGUUUUUUUUUUAAAAUAAUUAUCAAAAGACAUCCCGAAGAUUUAAAUGGCCCACCAUGUACUUAUGAGUAAAGUAUAUUUAAUUACAUAAUUAAUUCGAGUCCAAAUUGUUUUCCCAUAUGCGUAGUCUAUAAAUGUAAGUUAAGCAAUAUGAAGAUUUUACUCAUAAACCUAAUUAAACCUUACUCCCUCCACUCCACCAACCAUCAUCCGAAAUUGAUAUUUUUUCAAAUUCAUAAAUCCCCCUCUAAAAAUAAUUCCUGGUUGUACCACUGCAACUAGGUAAAUAUUAAUAUCUUAAGUUUUAAAAAUAUAUAAAUAGUCUAAAACUACAAUAAUAUAAAUGUAUAAUUUUGAACUUUGUAUGUAAUUUCUUUAAUUUAAUUUGUAUACUAGUAUGUGAUUACUAUAUGUUUAUUGAGUUUUCUGAAUGUAAAUUUUAUUAUGUUUCUUCCGUUCUUCCUUCUAUUAAUUUCGCACAAAAUCGUUUUUCAUUUGCAAUGGUUUACCAUUACCUUCCCAACUUUUCAACUACAACAGUGGCCGAUCCAUCGUGCAAAUUAUGUCAGUCUUUUUAUUUAAGCUCUUAAAGGUCAAAUUUUGAUAAAACUAUUGGAAAAAUCUUCAAUCUUAUUAUAGGCUAUACAAUUAUUUUUUUAUUUAUGCUUUAAACUAUGAUAAAAUAUACCUACAUUAAUUAUAUUACUGCGUUUGUUUCAGAAGGAAAAGUGAUUAUCAAUGCUCGUAGCCACUAUCAUUAUUGGAUAAAAAGUCAAAUUGACAAUGACUGUUGUUACACGGGUGGUCAGGGUUGCACCCUAAGAUAUAUACUGGAAAAAUACUGUCCAUUUUCGGAAAGGUACUAACCUAAAAAAUUAAAUUUAUAUACUUAAUAAAUCUAUGCCAACUAACAUAAUAAAAGUAAAUGUUUGUCUGACAAGAAUCAUUUAAUUAUAAUUUCUAUUUAGCUAAACAGGUAUUCAUAUUUUAUUAUACAGAAAAGAUUACUUGUGUGUGUAAAUGAUAGUUAGAUAUAAUUACGCCCUUAUAGCAGUUGUCUGCCACACGGAAAUCUCUUCAAUAUGGUGCCCACAAAAUUAAUUUAUCUCCCUCAUAAUAGACAAAAAUAGAAGAGAAUACUGCUCAAUAGGUACUGUUGACUGUUGUACGUAAAUAGUUGAAAAGGUUAGAAUUUCGGGAAUGUCCAAUGAAAAUCUGAUAAAUACAAUAAAUUUGGUCAAUGAUGUAUGCAGUAUUUUUUCAAUGGAAGGUAUCAUAUUCCCAACAGAAUUUCGAAGAUAUGUCUUAAUUAUUUUUAACAUAAUAAAGCUUCUUCUUGGUUCACACUACGUAUCAGAUACUAUUGAAAAAAUUUGAAGCACUUUGAAUAAAUUUGAAAUAAAGUAUCAUUUGUACUUAUCAAAAUCAUCUAGAAGAUCAUAUACACUUAAUUUUUGUAAAUUUGUAUGCCAAAAGCUUUACUUCUACUUCAAAAACUUCUUGAUCGAUAUAAUUUAAAUACAAUUCACUUAAAUUUUUGAUCAAAUGAUUAUCACAAUUUUCAUUAUAAUUUAUAAAACCAUAAUAUUUGUAUGAUUUAAAAAUCAGUUUUUUAAUUGUUGAACAAAGUUGUCCACAAAUGGAAGGAAUAUACUAAUUUAUUUUAGAUGAUUUUCAGUCAUCUGUAGAAUAAUUUGAUUUCUAUUUAUAUGGGACAAUAAAUUUAAAUCUGAUUGAUACUAAUAAUGGUUUAUCCGGAAAAUUUCCUUUUUUUUUAUUCAUUGUUUCAUAAUUUGAAAUUAAUUUAAACUAUUUAUAGAGAGGUGUCAUAUUUCCUUGAUACCCCCCACAUGCACCACUAAAUUUGGUCACUAAACGUUCAAUAAUUGCAUGUUUUUUUUCUUGUAAUAAUAACUAUAGUCUUGCGGUAUGAUUUCUCUAUUUUAUAUAUUUUUUAAAAUUAAAAAUAAAAAUGACUUUUACAAAAUCAUAUGUGACUAUUUUAUAAGUAUAUAUUUUGAAAAAAAUAUGUUACUUUUGUGUCACAUAUAUUUACUAAUUAUGUGUAAUUGUAAUUGUAUUGUGUCAUUGUAUUUAAUAGCUAACUAAGCUAAUUAAAGUAUCUUAACCUAUAUCUGUUUUUCAAGACGCUAUUAUUAUUGUUAUUAUAAUAAUUGGAAUUAUUAUUAUUAUUAGUGUUGUUGUUAUUAUUAUUUACCAAUAAGUCGAUUGGGAGCACAAUUGUUAAUCACAAUUAUAUGUACUUAUCUUUAGGAUUGAUACUACAAAAGACGUGAUAAUCGCAGGCAAUUCAAUUAAUCACUUGGAUACUUUAACUGAUGAACGGUCAGUAUUUUUAACGCAACUAAUGAAGUUUAAAAAAUGCGUUCUUCCGAAGAAGAAUUCUGAACUAUUAGGAUAUGAUACAAUUCGUAAGUAUUCACUGAGUUCGCCAGUAUCAGGUGCCAUAUUCUAAAAUAAUUUCAAAGGCAUUGUUUUCAACUAAACAUAAUUAAAUUAAGGAAAUCAAAUUAAAAAUAUAUUAAUUGUUGGUUCAUUUUUAUUAUUAUUAAUCAAAACAUGUUUAGAUUAGUUUGAAAAUAAUGUCUCUAUUUCUUGAUGGUAAUAGCAAUAGUAUUGUUCAAUAAAUUGUUGUAUACAAUAGUUACAUGUUUUUUUAAAAGAUACAUUAAACUACCUACUAUAAAAGAAGAGGAAAAAUAAAUUUCACUCUUCUCCCCUAAGGAUAGCUAGGAUGCCACUACCUCUUUGUUGCACCACUGAUUUAUUGUAUACACCUAAUUACGAAUUUUAUAAAAGAAAUAUACUUUAAAAACACAACAAAUGUUACAUAAUUUUUUUAUUAUUUAAUUUUGUUUUGUAUAAUAUUUAUUGCAGAAUAUUUACUUUGUAUGACAAAUGUGGGAUGCACUAUAGAUUUGGAACUUCUUGAAGCGCUUCAAAAUUCAUUAGCCUGCUCAACCUUAGAAAACUGA
Molecule: messenger RNA, 6386 nt
Organism: Cinara cedri
Lineage: Eukaryota; Metazoa; Arthropoda; Insecta; Hemiptera; Aphididae
Source: the annotation of a GenBank genome assembly